CGAAGAAACAACAACGUCCGCUUCAUCUCCGAGGCUCGAAGAAAUAAUCAAAAGAGAGAAAGGAAAAAAUGAAGCAGGGGCUUCUUCUAUGGAGUCCUUGCUAUCUUUCUCCACCGUCUUUCCACUCAGUUUCUCACAGAAUUCCAUCAACCAAACACGCCUCUCAACUGCCGCCAAUUUCUGCCUCUAUUGAUUCGACUGACACCCAACAGCGGCAGCAGCAGUUAUCAGCGAGAGAGAGAAGGCAACUGAGGAACGAAAGAAGAGAGAGCAAAGCAGGGUAUAAUUGGAGAGAACAAGUUGAGGAGAGACUUAUAAAAAAACCCAAGAAGAGAUACACUUCUUGGACCGAGGAACUCAAUCUUGAUAACUUGGCUCACUUGGGUCCUCAAUGGUGGGUGGUUCGAGUCGCCCGGAUUAGAGGUCUCGAGACAGCCGAAGUCCUGGCUCGGUCACUCGCUAGGAACUUCCCCGACAUCGAAUUUAAGAUGUAUACUCCAGCUGUUCAGGAGAAGAAGAGAUUAAAAAAUGGUUCAAUAUCAAUAAAACCGAAGCCCUUAUUUCCAGGGUGUGUUUUCUUAAAAUGUGUAUUGAACAAAGAGAUUCAUGACUUCAUAAGAGAAUGCGACGGAGUUGGAGGUUUUGUUGGUUCUAAGGUCGGAAAUACAAAAAGACAAAUAAACAAACCUAGGCCAGUGUCUGAUGAUGACAUGGAGGCAAUCUUCAAACAGGCCAAAGAAGAGCAAGAAAAAGCUGAUCAAGCAUUUCAGGAAGAACAGGAAGGAGAAAAAACCCUCACAGCUGAUAAGCUGAAUAUAGAAUAUAAUUUAGAUUCCAAUGGUGUUACAACAUCCAUUUUGGAUUCUAAGCCAAAACGACAGUCUAGAAAGCGAUCUGAUACUGUAGCAAAUAGAGAAAAGAGUUCUAAACUAGUCCCAGGUUCGAUGGUUCGAGUUGUAUCUGGGACUUUUGCAGAAUUUUUGGGCAGCCUUAAGAAACUGAACCGGAAAACUGGAAAGGCAACUGUGGGAUUUACACUAUUUGGGAAAGAAAGCUUAGUAGAGCUAGAUGUCAAGGAUAUUGUUCUAGAAACAAAGUGAUAUGAAUGUGCUUUCCUUAUAAUCAUUAUGGCUGAAGGGUAAGCUCAUUGUGCUCAUGAGUUUGUGCUAUCAAUUAUGUGGGUAUCGUUUAUUCCCCAUUGUAUGUAGAUUGUAGCAUAGAAGUCAUAACCCACACUCAUCAUUGCUUGUAAGCUUUUGUAGAUCACUCUCUUACUUGCUUGCUGUUUUGAAUAUGCCUUACGAUUAUGUAAUUUGUAUAACCUGUGAAGUUGUUAUCCUUUCAUAUAUCACAUUUUCAUUCACCCCCUGGGAUGUAUACAUUUUUGUGUACUCAGUACACACUCAUAAUUAACCAAGUAAUUUGAAGAACAUUUU
Theobroma umbraticum is the source of this 1436-nucleotide messenger RNA. RefSeq names its product plastid transcriptionally active 13 (gene PTAC13). NCBI's taxonomy places the organism in Eukaryota, Viridiplantae, Streptophyta, Magnoliopsida, Malvales, Malvaceae. Gene Ontology annotation, biological process: transcription elongation-coupled chromatin remodeling; DNA-templated transcription elongation. The record is from RefSeq and is a predicted model, not a curated record.